AUGAUGUUUUUUGACGGAUCGGCUCGUAAAGAUGGGGCGGGGGCUGGCGUAGUCUUCCUGUCACCUGAGAGACACGUAUUGCCCUACUCAUUCUCUUUAAGUGAACUUUGCUCGAACAACGUUGCAGAAUACCAGGCUUUGAUCAUGGGUUUACAAAUGGCCGUAGAGAUGAAGAUAUCGAGCUUAGAAGUAUAUGGUGACUCCAUGUUAGUGAUCAACCAAUUGUUGACCCACUACGAAGUUAGGAAGGAUGAUCUAAUUCCAUAUCACCAAAUGGCCACGCAAUUACUGGAAAGGUUUGACUUUGUGACGCUGGAGCAUGUGCCAAGAAAGGACAACCAAAUGGCAGAUGCCUUAGCCAAUCUUGCCAUUACGUUGGCGUUGACAAAAGAUGAAGCGGUGAAUCUUCCAGUUUGCCAACGUUGGGUCAUUCCAUUAACACUUGAGGCAUCGCAAGAAGGAGCCAACGUUAUCUCGGUGUUGUCCAUUGAUAUUGACGAUUGGAGGCAACCUUUAAUUGAUUAUCUUGAGCAUGGAAAACUGCCAGAUGAUUCGAGAAAUCGAUCAGAGGUACGGCAUCGGGCACCUCGAUUCAUUUAUUAUAAAGAGAUUCUAUACCGUCAUUCAUUCGAAGGCCUGUUUCUAAGAUGCUGGGGGGAAGAAGAUGCAUCCAAAGCAAUGGAGGAGGCUCACUCAGGUAUUUAUGGGGCUCAUCAAUCAGGGCCAAAGCUACAUUUCCAAAUAAAGAGGAUGGGCUACUAUUUGCCGACUAUGGUCAAGGAUUGCAUGGAUUAUAUGAAGAAAUGCCAAGCAUGUCAAUUCCAUGCCAACUUUAUACAUCAUCCGCCGGAGCCGCUACAUCCUACAAUUGCUUCAUGGCCAUUUGAUGCGUGGGGCCUUGAUGUGGCAGAAGAUGUACCUUUAAAGGAAGUGAAGAAAGAAAACGUAGUGAACUUUAUCAAAGUGAAUAUCAUUCAUUGGUAUGGUGUGCCGCGCUACAUCAUCACAGAUAAUGGAAAGCCAUUCUCGAACCGGUUGAUGGAUAAAUUGUGUGAAGACUUCGGUUUCAAACAAUGCAACUCUUCAAUGUACAAUGCCCCAGCCAACGGUCUUGCAGAGGCGUUCAACAAAACUCUUUGCAACCUGUUGAAGAAAGUUGUUGGAAUAACCAAGAAAGAUUGGCAUGAAAGGAUAAAUGAAGCAUUGUGGGCUUAUCGGACGACAUAUCGGAUGCCUACUCAGGCUACACCAUAUUCACUCGUGUAUGGCGUGGAAGCAGUCUUGCCUCUAGAAAGUCAAAUUCCAUCAUUGAGGAUGGCCGUGCAAGAGGGAUUGACUGAUGAAGAGAAUGCAAAGCUACGUCUCCAAGAGUUAGAAGCACUAGACAAAAAGAGACUCGAAGCGCAACAACGCUUAGAGUGUUAUCAAGCUCGGCUUUCGAAUGCUUUUAACAAGAAGGUUCUCUCCAGGUCUUUUCAAGUAGGAGAUCUUGUCCUCGCAUUACGUAGACCUAUCAUCACAACACACAAAACCGGAAGCAAGUUUAUUUCGAAAUGGGAUGGGCCCUACGUAGUUCAAGAAGUGUACACAAGUGGAGCUCACAAGAUCGUAGCCGAGGACAGUUUAAGAGUCGAUCCUAUCAACGGAAAGUUCUUGAAACCAUACUACGCAUGA
Messenger RNA from Prunus armeniaca (apricot), 1674 nucleotides. Lineage: Eukaryota; Viridiplantae; Streptophyta; Magnoliopsida; Rosales; Rosaceae. The record is from the annotation of a GenBank genome assembly.